Messenger RNA from Linum tenue, 792 nucleotides. NCBI's taxonomy places the organism in Eukaryota, Viridiplantae, Streptophyta, Magnoliopsida, Malpighiales, Linaceae. The record is from the annotation of a GenBank genome assembly.
AUGGGAAAGAAGAGGAAAGUUGUAGACAAUGCGGAUGGUCCUUCACGGGAGUAUGAUGUGUGGCAUUCCAAACACGACGUUCCUUUUCUGCAAUGUUUAUUGGAACUAACUGAGAAAGGGAAGAUUAGUGAGGGCACAUCCAAGAAUGGUGCAUACAAGGAACUAGAACGUAUGAUGGAAGCAAAAGUUCUUGGUUGUGGAGUGAAGUCGAAACCCACAAUUCUGAAUAAGUUCAAGAAGCGGAAACAGAAGCUGCAUGUGUUUGUUUUACAGGUCCAUACACACUGCAAAGGAAUGAAGAAAAAACCAAUUCCACAGUUAUGGGCCCUCGAGCCAAUCUUUGCCAAAGGUCGUGCUAAUGGUGAAACUGGGUUCACCAGGAAUGAUGGAAACUCAUCCUCCACUAGUGUUGAAGGUGAAGAGCCACAACCAGAAUGCUUUGAGGAGUCUGUCCCUUUCAAUGUCGAGGACUUUAACAAUGAUACUACAGAGGAAGUAAUGGCGGGUAUCAUCAAUGAAGGGGUGGAAGCUCGUAACUGCAACAAGAGGAAGCACUCAUCAAAGCCUAAUUCGACACAAAAGAAGAAGAAAGGGCACGCCGAUGAUAGUACCUCUGAAGUUGCAGCUGAGAUAAUAGAUUUGAGGCCACUCAUAAACCGAUCAAUUGAGAAGAUUGCUCGCGCUUUGGGUGAGAGCGAGUUGCAGAAUACUAUGCGACUGGAUUUGAUGAAGAAUUUAGAGAAGGUAGAGGGUCUUACUAGGUCCCAUGGUACUUGCUUCCAGAAGGCUUAA